AACCAUCCCAACGCUAACUUAGCUGAGAGAGCUGAAAUGAUUUAAUGACUUUCGGAAGAUAAUUUGAUUACCAAGUGAAGUUGUUGCCUUUGGUGCAACAUUAACUCUUUUAUCCUGAGAGACAAUCCCUCCUGUCUGAAAGAGUGACUUCGUGUAAAUGGCGUCUACAAAGGAUGCAUUUGAAUUUCAAGCUUUUGAAGAAGCUGGAAAUCUGCUGGAAGAAAACAGAGAUGCGGUCACCAUAAGUAUCGAAGAUGAAGGUGGCAAACCCAAAAGAGCUGCAGCUUACUCUCCUGGUGGAAAUGAAGAGGACCCACUGACCAGUGAUGACAGGACAGAGCUUCUCUCUGGACAAAAGAAAAGCGUCCCUUUCUGGACGUUUGAGUACUACCAACAAUUCUUUGACAUCGAGACCCAUCACGUAAAGGAAAGGAUCAUUGGAUCAGUGCGGCCAUGGCCUGUAAAGAACUUUAUUCACGUCUACCUUCGUAGAAAUCCUGAUCUUUUUGGACCAUUCUGGAUUUGCACCACCUUAGUGUUUGCCAUCGCCAUCAGUGGAAACAUAUCCAACUUUCUGGUACACUUAGGCAAACCAAACUAUAAGUAUACGCCCGAGUUUAGAAAAGUGACCAUUGCUGCAACGGCCAUCUUCAGCUAUGCUUGGUUGGUGCCUCUUGCCCUCUGGGGUACCCUGCUGUGGAGGAACAACAAAAUCCUGAGCCUGGUGUCGUAUUCCUUCAUGGAGAUCGUCUGUGUGUACGGAUAUUCCCUCGCGAUUUACAUUCCAGCAGUGGUCCUAUGGAUUCUCCCGUAUGAGUGGCUGAGGUGGUGCUCCAUCGUCGGGGCUCUGUGUCUCUCCGGCUCGGUACUUGUCAUGACUUUCUGGCCUGCAGUCAGGGACGACCAUCCCAAAGUCAUGAUAUCAAUCCUUUCAACCAUCGCUCUGCUCAACGUCCUGCUUGCAGUCGGUUGCAAGGCCUAUUUCUUCAGCAAACCAGAACCCGCACUAGAAGCUGAAAUUUCUACUGCAGCCCAGGCGAUCAAGGCGACGUCUUCCACAUGAGGGCCUUUGUUUAAAGGUUCUCCUGUUGCCUUAUCAGAGAGAGUCGGGUUGCUGUGGUGAUGAGGUCAUGGGUCGUCUGGAUUUCACCUGCACUUGGACGACGCUCUCGCUGAAGACCUUCUAACCCAGCGUCUCUGCUCGGUUCCACUGCGUGACCUCUGAAAAUGAACACUGGUACCAAGUAUGUUAUUUCUAAUGGGAUGGCUUCUAAACUUCCUUUAAGAUGAAUAGGGUAUGGUGUUACAUUGCACAUACGGUCUCUUAGAAUUUUAGUUUUCUACUUUGUAGUUCUCUCGUUGACAUUUGGAAUACAAGUCUCAAAGAUAUUCUGUAUAUGCAUUUUUUUUUAUUGGGUUAUCGGGAACCGGCUUGUUUUAUUUUUUUUUGUAAAAAGUUGUCUAUAUAAACUACAAAAAAAUGAUACGAGUAGAUGAUAUAUCCAAGGGUGGGAGUUGUUAUGUACAAAUGGAAUUUUUGUAUCUAUAUGCGACUGAAGUAACCCUAAGUGCCCUGGACUAAUGCCAAAGACCAAAUGUAAAUAUUAAGGGGAAUGAAUGGCUGGUUUAACUCUUUGUUUGAUUAACAACCAAUGUUUGUUAUGUGGAAUUUAAUCUGUUCAGUCUCAACAAGUGCUGCAUGCGUAAGAGAUUCAAACCUUCAUUGAUUCAUUUUGAACCCACCUUUUACUAAUGACAUGAUCGUUGUUGUGAUAAUAAUCAAUCUACAGUCAACCUGUAGCCUUUUUAAAGCACACCUUUUCACAAAUAAACUCUAUAAACAGA
Molecule: messenger RNA, 1845 nt
Organism: Labrus mixtus (cuckoo wrasse)
Lineage: Eukaryota; Metazoa; Chordata; Actinopteri; Labriformes; Labridae
Gene: yipf1
Product: Yip1 domain family, member 1
Exons: 10
Coding region: 158-1063 (301 amino acids)
Biological process (GO): vesicle-mediated transport
Cellular component (GO): membrane; Golgi apparatus
Molecular function (GO): small GTPase binding
Source: RefSeq, a predicted model, not a curated record